AUGGUUUUGGGGAGGGAUGUUCCUUACCCUGUGAAAGACAUAGAACUAUCUGAAAGAUUAAUGAAGAGAAAUUCCUCCGUUCAGGAAUCAUCUGGUAGUGGAGAAGGAGUUGAUAAACAGAUAUCAGCACCACAAGGAGAAAAACGGCGACCUAAUAGGAUACGCCGCAAAUCAUUUUCUUUCCCAGAACCAAACAUGGUUUUGGGAAGGGAUGUUCGUUACUCUCUAAAAGACAUAGAACUAUCUGAAAGAUUAAAGAAGAGAAAUUCCUCCGUUGACCUUUCGAACUAUCUCAUCCAUGGAGCUAAAAAGAACGACACAAUUUCGAUAUAUCAAAACAGAAUUAGAGGAGAGAAUGAAAGCAUGGUUAAAGAUAUUCUGGCAGAUCUCAUUAGAAACCUAAAUUUUGCUGGUGACACUCCUGAAGAUCUCGAAGAUAUAGAUGUAUCUGCCAGAAUAGGUACACUGCAUCCUAAAAAAGCUAAGAAACCCUCCAAGAUGCGAAGGAUCGGAGCAGCCUUACGUCGUGUUGGUCGCAGUUUAAUUUGCCCCUUCACAUCUUGUCUUAAAUCAUCUUAA
Messenger RNA from Lottia gigantea (owl limpet), 579 nucleotides. RefSeq lists its product as hypothetical. The transcript is spliced from 2 exons. Bases 1 to 579 code for a protein of 192 amino acids. The record is from RefSeq and is a predicted model, not a curated record. NCBI's taxonomy places the organism in Eukaryota, Metazoa, Mollusca, Gastropoda, Lottiidae.